ACUUGUGGGGGUGUCACACAGACAUAGUAAAAUGCAUACAGAAGCAUGCCAAAUUGCACAAAUGUUUGGAAUGUGUCCUCCUCCUGCUUAAUUUUUAAUUUCCGAGUUAAAUGUUAAACAAAUUCAGCCGUAUGAAAAUCCUCAAUUUUAAAUAUCCAACCAGAAAUCACAUCUCCCUUAAAUAUUUAUUAUAACCCCUUUUAUAACUUAUCUCGAAUUCACAUGUUAUAAUUUUUAUAGGGAAAUUCUCGUAGCAUUUAUUAAAUCCCUCCGAGGUUGGGGAUUUGAGAGGGGGGACGGAAUUUCUGGACAUUACGUGGCAAAGGCACGGCACGCAUGGAUUGGGAGCUCCACUAAAAAAACUCCAUCCACUCUCGCAAAAGCCAAAGUAACCAGCAAAGCAGAAGCAUUCAUUCAUCCAAUUCUUCAGUUUUGCUGCUCUACUAGUGUGCUGCUUGUGUGUGGGUCCAGUUCAACUAAAACUUAACUAUUUAACUAUUUAAUUUGGUCGGUCGCAGUCGUCGUCGCAUCAGGAGAAGACUAAAAAGAAAGAUAAAACACAAGAUUCAACAUUACACGUUAAAUACCGGAAAACAGAUUUGGUGAAAAUCCGAAUUUACUAAAAUUGUGUGCAUCGUUUCCUGCUGCUGGAAGCUGCGUCCUUGGAAGAAUUUACUAAAAGAGGAAGAAUAGGAGAUAGAAGACAAAAGUCUUAAAAACCGUGGGGAACACCGUUUUGUUUUUUUAUUUAGGAUUUUUAUUGAAACUAAGACUGAUAAUUAACUACAGUGAAUCACAAAUCGCCAAUAAUAUUGUGUUCAUACUCACUCAUGAAUGGAUCCUAAGUUUGGGUGGUUGCAACCAGAGCAAUUAGGGCCAGCGGCCGAACUUUGGCUGCGUGUUUGGGAAACACAAGUGGGUCAACAGGGACCAGGUCGGGAUAGCAAGGACAUGGGACAAGGAGGACCUCAACCCUCGAAUAAUCAACAAGGUCAUGUUCAAGAUAUGAACAACUUUGGUGGUGGAGGAGGAGGAGGAGGCAACAACAAUAAUAAUAAUAGUAGUAUGAACGGGAAUGGGAACCGUGGUGGUACACCCAACGGGAAUAGUGUUAGUAACAAUAAUUCUGGUCCACACAAACUUGCUCGAAUUGAUAAUCGAGCCAGAAUCUAUGGAUUGGGUCUCCACAAUAAUAAAGUCAAUAUCAACCAUCAACAUGGGUGCCCAUGGAUUGUACAGGGCAAGUUGUACAGCAGAGGUCCAGUUGGAUUACACGAAGAAAUGGAAGACUUUUUCAACUACAUGUCUCCUACUGAAGAAGAACAUUCGGUUCGAUUGAGCGUGGUUCAUCGAAUUAAAAGUGUGAUUCACUCCCUUUGGCCAGAGUCGACGGUUGAAGUUUUUGGUAGUUUUCGAACCGGUUUAUACCUUCCCACAAGUGACAUCGAUCUCGUCGUCAUUGGCAAGUGGGAAGAACUUCCCCUGCGAUCGUUGGAAGGUGAACUGAUCGAAAAGGGAAUUGCAGAACAAUCGUCCAUCAAAGUUUUGGACAAGGCAACUGUCCCCAUUAUCAAAUUGACAGAUAAAGUAACUGAUGUACGAGUGGAUAUUAGCUUCAAUAUGUGCAACGGUGUUAGGUCCGCUGAGCUCAUUAAGAAAUUCCGAAGAUUUUUCCCAGCCCUACCAAAACUAGUUUUCGUUCUUAAACAAUUCCUACUGCAGCGGGAUCUCAAUGAAGUGUUCACUGGGGGAAUUAGCUCAUACUCCUUAAUUUUAAUGACCGUCAGUUUUCUCCAGUUGCAUGAUAGAGUGAAUGCGGGUAACGAAAAGGCCAACUUGGGGGUUCUACUCAUCGAAUUUUGCGAAUUAUACGGAAGACAUUUUAAUUACUUGAAGACCGGCAUUAGAGUCAAAGAUGGGGGUGCUUACGUCGCCAAAGAAGAUAUUACGAAAGAUAUGGUGGAUGGUCAUCGACCGUCCAUGCUAUGCAUUGAGGAUCCGUUGAAUCCAGGGAACGAUAUUGGUCGCAGUUCGUAUGGUGCUUUACAAGUCAAACAAGCUUUAGAAUAUGCCUACAUUGUACUCUCAGAAUGUGUCAUCACCCCUGUGUCCAAUGACCCCAAUCGCCACUCCAUCCUUGGACGAAUUAUCCGUGUGACGGAUGAAGUGAUUGAAUACCGUCAUUGGAUUCAUAAAAACUUUCCUAUCCCAAACUCCAACUCUCACAUUAACCAGCAGCACAUUUCUGCUCGUGUCGUGCCAACAACCUAUUCUCGUCCUGUAUCUGCUCCAACGGUGCAGCAAGGUAGCUAUCCUUAUCCUAACCCCCACUAUAUCUACACUCCAUCACCUUCGACGCCAUUGACAAUGCCACCGCCACCCCAAGAAUAUAUUCGUCAACAACAACUACGGGGAGGUGGCAAUCUUCCUCAACAUAAUAACCCUCGCUCUGGAUCUGGAUCCACUUCCACGACCAGCAGUGGUAGAAAUAGUAAUAGUCCCGAAGUCAUGAUCUUGAGUCAUCACAUCAACAACAACUCCCAACUCGUGUCACAUAUCCCUCCAGCCUCCACUAUCCGAUUCAUGCAAUCUGCCGACAGUGACGAAGUCGAUGAUUCCUGUGGUAACCUAAAUAAGGAAGAUUCUGGUUCCGUAUCGUCACUCUCAAUCGCAAGUGAAAGUGGUGGCGGUUCAAAUAGUGGAAGCCAUCGUAGUAGUCCUGCUCUAGCUGGACCUCGCACUCUAUCAACUACUGCACCAUUCCCUACCGCCAUUUCAACCUCCCCUUCCACUAACAACUCCAUUACAAGUGGUAGUAGUACGACGACAACCUCCUCCUCGUUAAAUACUACCAUUUCCAAUAAUCCUCCACCCCGACCUUUCUCUGUUAAUACGUCCGUAGUCAAAAAAGUUGUUGCGGAGGCAGUGGCAGGGAACGAGCUUGAUAAGGGUAGAAAAAACUCUUUGGGUGGAGGUGGAGAAAGAGUUGUUGGUUCUUCUUCUUCUUCAGGUAGAGGCUUUGACACCCCUCGCUCAUCAUCCAAAAAGCAAUCUGUCCCCCCCUUUGCGCCGGAAACUACAUUGAAUUCUCCAUCAUCCGCCACAACAAGGGGCAAAGAUAGCAAAACUACUGUGAAUUCCAGUUCGAGCACGAGAUCACCCACUCGUUCUCGUUCAAAUGCGGUCCAAUCUGGUUCGUCAGGGUCGCCUGUUACUGCGUCCGGUUCCAGCUCCUUUACACAGACGGUGACAACCGGAACUGCUGUGUAUAGCACUAUCCCUCCCACCUCAACUGCAACGAGUAGUAGUACAGGGUCCACCAAGAGGACGCAACCUCAACAGGAAUUCUAUAAUGCACAACAACGACGCCAAUUUUCUCCAGGAAACCGACUAGGUUCUUCUAGCAGUGGCACCAGUACAAACGCUUCUUGUUCUUCAACCGGUGCAAAUUCCAACUCCUCCUCUACGCGCACUCUGAAUGAUAGAGGCGACGGUGCUCAACAAUUGAACAACCCUACCACCAGCAGUAGUACAAGUAUACCUAGUAGUGGUGGUAGUGGCGGUUCAUCCACCCAUAAAACUUCGUCCACUUCCACCUCCCCAAAUAACAGUCAUCCCCGACCCCAUGCAAAACAGAUUAAAAGAAAAAAGACAAAAACUACUUCUUCCGAAACCAGUAGAAAAGAGUCGUCGCCCGUUUAAUCCUCGCAACCUUCCGCCUAUUAAUUAUUAUUAUUAGCAAGACGUGUGCGUUUUUUUAAAGAUACAAUCACAACUAUUCUUUUUGUCCGUUACUAGUUUUUUUUCGACGAGACCUUAUAUUGACUUCUAUUACGAGUAAUACGAUGACAGUGUGUAUUUUAUCUUAUCUAUCUUGCGCAGCAGCAUGCAGUUCAAAGAUAUCCACAAAUAAUUAUAUUAAUUAAUAAUAUUUUAAAAAAGUUUGUCAUUCAAAAACCACACAUAAUUAAAUAUUUAGAAUGAUGAUUUAUAUAAUAACCUGAUCAAGGGAAAUGUUAUUAAUUGAUUCAGAAUUAUACAAGUGGUUUGUUUGUGCGGCCUUUUAGACUGAAUUUUUCUCCUCUUCACAUAUUUAAAUUUGUAGUAAUAUAUAUCUGAUGAUAAUCUUGUAUAUACUCACAUUAAGAGACGCAGUAGUCGAGAGUGGUAAUAAACUUAACCAAUGCAGAUAAACUACUAUAUAUAUACGUAUACCACACAUAACAGAAAACGGACGACUAAUAAGUAUGCAAAUUUAAACCCUUAUUACCUAAUCAAUUUACACGAUCAUGGUUAUAAUUCUAUGCAGCAAGUGUAGCAAUGAAAUUUUAAGACAGAUCAAUACUACUUUAAUAAUGCUUUGUUAUAAUUUAUCAAUAAUUGUAUAUGAUUGUUGUUACAAAAAAAUAUUACAACUGCCUCACACACGCAUACACUCUUUUUACUUCUACUACUAGUACUAUUAUUAUUAUUAUAUUAUUAUUAUAUGUACAAGCUUAUCUCUCUAUAUGGUUUACUUAACAAAAAAAUAUAUAAUAGAUUAUUUUAAUUUCCGUUUUAAUUUUUGCCUGUAUUGUGAAAGCUUGAAAAAUAUUUAUCAUGUGAAAGUUACACAGUUAUUAGUCGAAUCCCAGUUUUGCUAAUGUAUAUCAUAUAAAGUAACUUUGUAAACAACCCAGCCAAACUCUUUGUUAAUCUGGAAAUUUGAAAAAUAAUAUGUAAAAAGAUCAAAAAACAU
Messenger RNA from Folsomia candida, 4738 nucleotides. It is a transcript of the gene Trf4-1, whose product is annotated as terminal nucleotidyltransferase 4A. The coding region runs from base 835 to 3702 and encodes 955 amino acids. The record is from RefSeq and is a predicted model, not a curated record. Lineage: Eukaryota; Metazoa; Arthropoda; Collembola; Entomobryomorpha; Isotomidae. Gene Ontology annotation, biological process: RNA 3'-end processing. Gene Ontology annotation, cellular component: TRAMP complex; nucleolus. Gene Ontology annotation, molecular function: poly(A) RNA polymerase activity; mRNA binding. The transcript is spliced from 11 exons.